UUACAGCCGCACACCGCAACAGUCACAAAGCUCUGCUCGUUGCUGCGGUUUGGUUUUGUUUAUGUUUGCGUAUCGGUAGUGGCGGCGGCUUCGGCGUGACGACGACGGCGGUUUUCUAUGCUUAAUGCUUAUUUGCAGUAGUUCUACAUUAUAUAUUCCAACCAACACCACCAACAGUGUGGAGAACUCGGAAUACCCGCAUGCUUCGUGCAGAACCUCCGAAGUCAACGCAUUGCUGCCCGCGAUCAGACCAGUAUCCGACUGGCAACGGUUCGAUCAAGAACGCCUCUCGGUAAACCGCGUGGGCUGUGAUUCUAUCGGCGGCAGUGUUGAGUUGCGUUUCAGGUCUUAUUGCAAAAUUAAGAAAGUGUUCCUGAAGAACCAGAGUGUGCGGACAAUUGCAUGAAAAGUGCCGACAGAGGGAGAGACACAUAGGAAGGAAAAAGUGCUUAUUGUUGCCGGUUAGUCGGUGCUAAACCAAAACACACAUCAGCUUAAAGUGUCGCAGAAAGGCCACGGGGUUCGAGAAAAAAGGGCGAGGGAAGUGGGCAGUCGUCACACUGAAAGAAGUUAUUUUAAACCACCACAGAAACGGGUGUCUUCAAUGUUACUAAAAAUAAAGUGUUUCGUGUGGAGGCAUAAUAUAGGUUACGUCAAUAGAGCAGCAAAAUGGAAUAGCUAAAUAAUAACCACCGAGUUAGCCAAUGAGACGAUUGAUUCAGAUCGGCACACAAACAGGAAGGAGGUAUUCCGCACGUGAUUCUGCAUCGUAGCAGGAACGUGCUUGAUAUAUUUAUUGAGACUGUCAACAUUGACACCUAUCACCUUGAGUGGUGGCACGUUUUUGGCGGGCACAUUCAUGACCUCCAAAGAGAUCGGUUCAAAUUAACGAUGGUGUGAGCAUUUCCAACCACCGGAUCGAAUGAAACGGAGUCGCCGGGUGUGUGGCGCGGAGACUUCAAGGAUAACGAAUUCAGAAAGUCACAACGAACCGGAAACCCGAGGGAGGAGGUAAAGCUUCUCUCGUGAUCUGCUGGGUUAUGACGAAGCUCAUCUUGCUCAAUGUGCUGGGCACACUGUUAGGACCGGUACUAGUUUUAACGUUGCUUUUAACGCUCGACGGCUGCACCGGACAGCGCGAAUCACAGCUACGACUGGGGAAAGCGAUCAACAUCUUCAUCCGAUAUGGUUACUUGUCGAUAUCGAUGAAAGUGAUAUCGUACAAUGACAGCGAGACCUGGCUGUUCAAGGAGCCAACGAAGAAUAUUUUUAAGGGUUUGGAUCUUCUGAAAACGGAAGAGUACGAAGUGAAGCCAGGUAUCUUCAACGGCGAUUUUCACAUGGAGUUCUGUGACAAUAAACGCCAACUAUUCCAGGCAUAUUUCCGAGACUUCCAGAUCGAACGGUUGGAUAGUCCUUGGAGGGCAUACACCGAGGGUUGGCACACGGAGAUUGCCGCCAAAAAGCUAGGAAUCCAAAGCAAAUAUCUCGAGCGGGACGAUUACUGCUACGUGCUAGUGAGAGUUUCCCGGUUUCGCGACAGUUCCAAGUUUGCUAAAUCGAUUCCACCCAAUCAGGUGCUGGAAAGCGACGUGCAAAGAAGAGUACAAAGUGUAGCGGUCGGUGAUACUACUUCGGCCGUUCAGUUUAUGAACAAAUAUGGGACACAUUACAUCAAUUCCUAUGUGACUGGUAACUCUCUCUACCAGGUGUUUGUGUUCAAUAAGCGCAACUAUGCGCACAUCAAAGAAAAGCUCAAAUCGAAAGGCGUAUUGGCACUGUCCAAAGUGGACCUGUAUGACCAUUUUGCACCGUGGUAUGUGGAGCAUAUGGGAAAAAUUCGAUGCGCUAGCGGAAACACCACAGUGGAAGCGUGGGCGUCACGGAAGCUACGUCUUUCAUACUAUGUUUUCACCUACAGCAGCCUGCUCAAACUGCAUGGCGAUGGAGCUUUACUGAGGGUGCUGAGUGAACUGCUGCAGAAUGAAGCUAUUUUACAGCUGGACUUGAAAUCGCUUAGUAUAAUAUUUAAAGAUCCAGCGAAACGUGCUUGGUUUGAAGAAAUACUAGAUAACUAUCUCAAACUAUGGGAGGUCAAUAUGUAGUCAGGAGUAGGUAGAGCCGAUGAGUAUUCAAUUUCCUAUACAGCUCUUAGACAAUUCAUGCUCAAUUGGAAUAAUAAAAUUUUCAUUAACUUAACAUACGCAUAACAUGAACUAUUGUAAACAUACUAAUGCAAGCCAAAUCAAAAAGCGAGAUUCUUGCGUAAUUAUCUCGAAAUAAAUCUUAAAUAUUUUGACAAAAACAUGAACAUCUCUGGAAUAAAAUCUCAGUUGUGGUAAAGAAUUUAAAUUAAAUCUCUAAAAAACACUUCAACCCACCACUAAUCGUCUCAAUUAUCCUGUUAUGGCUUAGAAUCAGUUGCCAAUACGUCACAUGUGAGAUCAAAUAAGUUGAAGUACACAUCGGGAGGCACUUCUUACGCCUUGACUGUUAUAGGCUGCAUACCACCGGUUUGUUUAUUGAAAAACAUCAAAGUAUACGCCAGCGUUUGCGGCAAUCAAUGUUCCAGUGACAAAUAAAUGCACCAUUGGUUCGGUCAGCAAAUAGUUGCACGAUUUCGUUAGAACCCUAUGCAGUCACUUCCUCCUUCCCGCGAUAUGCCGUAGACAGGCACGUUUUGUAGCUACGAAAACAAAAAAUAUAUAUAUAAAUAAACACGUGCGCUGCCGGAGAUGUUCCAGAGCGCAGCAAUUCUAUUGAUUUGCAAGUGCGGAACUGAUGCCAAGCCAGUGCUUCGCCAAUUGCACCAACGUCAUCGAGAAGAAGAGAAAAACAAAACAGAUUGAAAAUAGAACGUUAUUUAACUUUUAAUAUUAUUAGUGCCAAGUAACUCGUCGCGUAGAUAGAACACAAUAGGGAGCAACAUGUAAGCAACUAUACAAAAUGAUCAAGAACAAUCAAUUCAACUACUUCACUGCUGUGAUAGAUUAGAUGAUAAAUAUAAAUAAGAUUCACCCGCGAGGCCCUGCUUUAGAAUUGUACUGCCGGAAGAAUUGAAGAUGUUAUUCCAGAGCACACGAAGGCAAUUGUAUUAAGACCGAUUCGAGGGUCGAAAAGGUGUAAUUAAAAGCCACUCUGGGUAUCCACUGAAAAGUUUAGGGCAAUAGUGGAUAAGCAUUUAGUUUAAACGAAGUUUGAGUAACAUCAUGCAUAUCAAAGAAUAGACAAACUGGCAAUGUGCUAGAGUAUUUAAUGUUCAUGUGAAUAUAAUUAACUAAUAUUGAUGAUAAUAAAGCUUUAAACUUGUAACUAGUG
This is a messenger RNA of Toxorhynchites rutilus septentrionalis, 3318 nucleotides long. It is a transcript of the gene tsl, whose product is annotated as torso-like protein. The record is from RefSeq and is a predicted model, not a curated record. The transcript is spliced from 4 exons. NCBI's taxonomy places the organism in Eukaryota, Metazoa, Arthropoda, Insecta, Diptera, Culicidae. The coding region runs from base 1041 to 2105 and encodes 354 amino acids.